UUGGCUUGAGCCCGGUCCUUUGCGGUAACCUUGAUAUUAUUGGGACGCAUCUGAAAAACAUUGGUAACGCCCGGAUAUUUUCUAAAAAGCGAAAGCCACGAUCGACCUAAGAUCGAGCUGCUUCGUUCGUGGCAUAAAAUAAACACACGGCUUACCCUCCCACGGCAGCGAGUAAGCUCGUGCUCGAUUUUGUCAGCGAGGCACUGUUAAUCAUUGGGGCACUACACGUGGUCUUCGAGGUCGAGGGUCUUUCGUCAAAAGUUACUUUUUAGUGGCCGGAGCGACCCUAGGGUGACCUUCAUCAUCAUCAUCAAGUUGGCCUUCUCUUUUAAGGGGCACGUCGUCGUGACAUGGCCCGGUCAACAAUAGAUUUCCAGGAAACUUGAUCCCUGGCUGCAGCUGCCCAUCCUUGUAGGCACUCUACCUCCGACAGGUAUCCCUUCACCUGAUCCAGCCAACGAACUCGCUGUGCUCCCCGACGCCUCGUGCCGAACUGAGGUCGCUGACGAAUAGCUUCUUGGCGGGCCAUGAGUCCGGCAUGCUCUUAACAUAACCCAGUCAUCGUAUCCUGCCGGUCUUCGCCACCGUCAGUAUGUCCGGUUCACCGUGAAAUAAUUAAAAAAAAAAAAUGCUGCACACUGUUUCUAAUCUUCACUCAUAACUAAUUACUGCUCGAUUUAUAAUUUGAGCCAAAAGGAGAAAAGGAUUAACGAAAAUGAAAUCGGAAAACAGCUAAGAAAAGAAAGAAAUGAAGCAUAGCUAAAAAAGGAAUGUGACAAAUUGAUCAAAGCUUAAAAGGAUGAACUAUUGAACCAGCCUAAUUUCUUAACCACCGAGCUUUUUCACAGAAUUUCGUUACACGUGAUGAAAACAUCACGUAUAACGUAUGAAGUUUUUCCUUCAAGAAAAAAUGCUUUUUAUCAGCAAAUCGAAAGAUUGCUACGUGUUGUGUGUGUUUUUUUAAAUUGUUGUAUGCUUUGCAUUCCUAAAGCUUUUAGGUUUGUAUGAUAUGAAUAUUUUAUUUGGUGGGUGUUUACAUUAUUUUUUUAUUUCAUUUUUACUACUUCUAUUUCAGAUCCUGAAUGAACAUAAAAUAAGUGAAAAAAGAGAACCUAGGGGUUCAAAAAUCUCUGGGACUAAAUUAUGUUUUCAAAUCAUAUAUCUGGCAAAAUUCGAUUUCUAUCGAAGGCCAAGGUCAAUAGCAACUAUGCUAUCUUUGAGUUUUCCAGGGUCACUGUAACAUCGUAUGAACUCUAGUCAGCUAGGAUUAUAUUUAAUCCUUCGUGUUUUACGUUUUACGAACGAGUCCCGAUUGAAAUUAUGCGAUGAACACCGAAUGAACACCACAACUGCCGAUGUCAGUCGAUGGGUUCCCGAACAGCUUGUGAGAGUAAGUCUUCUCCAGUGUAUAUCCUCGCUCGACCUGUGCUAGUUGUUCGCUGUAUCCUGGUUGCAUCAGUGUUUCAGCAGACUGUGAAUUCUCUGCACACGAGCUAGCCACAUUAGAUGGAGUAGUCGUCACAUUUUCUGUUAUGUUUGUUAUUUCUGUUAUUUUCUGUUAUUUAUUCCGCGCGCGUGACCCGUGGACUCGAAUGUUUGACUUGCAUUUUCGCAUACGUUAACCAGACGUACCUAUUCGAGCUAUUGAGCCCAGGAGCAGGGUUGUGACUUGGACUCGCCUAUCAACAUCAAUCAAUCGAACGACACUCAAAUCUAAACUGGAACUGCUCAUUUGAGUCUGGUGCAGGCUGCAACGUUUGCUACCGCGAAGCAUGGGUAUAAAGAGCUGCAGUUGUUAAUUUCCCAUUCACCACAUCUCUUAACUCCGCAGCACCAACAUCAAGUGUGUAAUUCCAACCAUAGCAAAAAUAUCACGCUGACUAGCGUGCAAGUGUUCAGCUACGAUUUUGCACCCUUUUGCGAGUGAAAAAGUGAAUGCCAUGAAGACCAAACCGUGUGGUGAAAUGGAGUUUUCAUUACAAUAGUUGAGGAGCAAAUUCCAAAUUCAAUCAGAAUCAAAUUAAUCGACCUUCUCGGAUGUAAGUGAAAAUCCCACGAGAGCGCAAGGUGAAAACAAAUGUAAAUCGUAAACUGCAAGUGCACGAAUUCAUCUUUCAGCACUGAAAGGAUCUUCAACGAUGAUAGUUUAGUGAGUUGUAAUGAUCCGGAAAUUGGUUAUAUGGAGCAAACCAACGAAGAUAACUUCGUCUGAAUAAUAAACUACCGCGUUCCGCGUUAAUAUUGGUCGCGUUCUAGUAGUCAUCAAUCACAGCAGCAUGUUUGUUAGCUUUUAUAGCGACCGGUAACAACGCCACAAUGGACCAAAACGGUGCAUGGAGAUCGUGCACUGACGCAGGAUCUCCAGAUUGCAAUUGGCGAGCGCAAAAUGAAUUACACAGAGUAAAAAAAUAGAAUACUCCAUCGUGUUUGGUUGCAUGGAUACGAAACACAUCCAUCGAAAGAAAAUGAUGUAGGCUGUGUGCCUGAAACUCCUAUUGUAACAGAACUCCAUAAUGCAUCUGGAGGUGGUGAAGGUGUUAAAAUAUUUGUCGUGAUUUAAAUGUUUGCGACAGCUUUCAAGUCUUGGGUAUUUUCCCAAGUUGAUGAAGUGAAUAUUUAAGUGUGUGUGUAUGUGUGUGUGUGUAUAUGCUAGUGUAUGUGUGAGUGCGUGAUAUUAAAUAAAAACUCUAAUGCCUAACAAUGAUAACAUAACGAUUUGGCAAAUUUUUGGCAAGCGUAUUGUAAUUUAUGCUAAACCGAAUCAAACAAUAGGUUUUGCGAAACUGGCAACAAGAUCGCGUGUAAUUUUCUCGCCGGGUAGUAAAAAGGAGAAAGAAAACAGUUAACUGUUUCGGUUAGUAGAUACUGUGAGCUUGAAAAGAAUUUGAGAGAUUUUCUGCCACAAUUCAUCAUAAUUCUGUUCUUUAUUUUUUAUCCUGUCAUUAUCUUCUCUUUUUGGUACGUUCAAAGACCACAAUAGAACAGUAUCAACUACCAGAUUGGCUAGAGCACCGUUGAAUAAUGAAUAAUGCAAGCGAGGUGUUUUGGGAGUUAUCGCAAUUGACAGCACUAACGAAUCUUACCUACUACAAUGAAUCUGAUGGAGCUGUUUCGGUGACGCUUGAUGUAAACUGUUGCACAAUUGUACCAGACUUCACGAACUACUUGGAGUCGCUGUCAAACGACAAAGCCGGUUUACUGGCAUUCUUGUUUCUCUUCUCAUUCGCUACCGUGUUUGGCAAUUCACUUGUGAUACUAGCAGUAAUUCGUGAACGGUAUCUCCAUACGGCGACCAACUACUUCGUAACCAGUCUGGCCGUGGCCGACUGUUUGGUCGGGUUAGUAGUGAUGCCCUUUUCUGCCCUUUAUGAGGUAUUAGAAAAUACGUGGUUCUUCGGAACAGACUGGUGUGAUAUUUGGCGGUCGCUGGACGUACUGUUCAGUACCGCCUCCAUACUUAACUUGUGCGUCAUUUCACUCGAUCGAUAUUGGGCAAUAACAGAUCCAUUUUCCUACCCGAUGAAAAUGACGCGCCGAAAAGCAGUAGCGCUAAUAGCGGCUGUUUGGAUUUGCUCAAGUGCGAUCAGCUUCCCAGCAAUACUGUGGUGGAGAGCAGUUCGUGAAGCGGAUAUGCCACCGUACAAGUGCACAUUCACGGAACACCUUGGUUACCUUGUGUUUUCCUCGACCAUAUCAUUUUACUUGCCGUUGCUAGUGAUGGUAUUCACGUAUUGUCGGAUAUACAGAGCUGCCGCCAUUCAGACGCGCUCACUUAAGCUCGGCACUAAGCAGGUGCUGAUGGCUUCUGGAGAACUGCAGCUCACCUUACGAAUACACCGUGGCGGCACAACGCGGGAACGCGUUCCACGGCUAACUGCUUCUGAUCAGCUACAGCAGCAACAGCAGCAAGAUCAAUUAAAACCACCUGCUCAUCAGCCCUUAUCCAGUCAGCAGCACACUCCACUGAACAACCCGCAUCAACAGCAUACCGCUAAUUCUACACCGGAAGAUCCUGACGAUGAACCACUAUCAGCGUUACAGAACAACGGACUGGCAGGGCGCCAUCGGACGCAUAUGGGAAAAAAUUUCUCUCUAUCCCGUAAGCUGGCUAAAUUUGCCAAAGAAAAGAAGGCAGCCAAAACGCUGGGCAUUGUUAUGGGAGUGUUUAUCGUCUGCUGGCUGCCGUUUUUUGUAGUCAAUUUACUAUCAGGUUUCUGUAUGCAUUGUAUCGCACACGAAGAGAUCGUGUCGGCAGUUGUGACCUGGUUGGGAUGGAUAAAUUCUAGCAUGAAUCCUGUUAUUUACGCCUGUUGGAGUCGAGAUUUUCGAAGAGCUUUCGUGCGGAUCCUGUGCGUGUGCUGUCCGAGGAAGAUAAGACGCAAGUACCAGCCGACGAUGCGCUCUAAAGCAUCACAGUGCCGAAAGGCUGCAGUCAUAGCCUCCUCGUCGUCUAGCUGUAGUAUAUUUGAUCAGGGCUAUCAGAGACGUAACAAUUGUCAGGUACUUGGACAACAAAAUCGAUCUGGGUAUCACCAUCAUCACAACUAUCGUCACCAUCGCCAUUACUGCAACAAUCACUACUACCGCCAACGGCCACGUCUGGUCGGAGUCACCUGUGACGGUGUUUUGGGUGGUGACAGUACUUUGCAUCAGCGAAAUAUACAACAGUCCGCACCCAUCACUGUGGCAUCAGCCAUUGCUACCAAUUCGGUUGCUGUUACAGGAAGCAGUACUAUCAGUCACUCUGUGAUGCCAGUGCAAAGACCAGCCUCCAUUACGUCCAUCAGACAACAGCGCGGUUGUGGUAGCACCGUGCCACGCUGCAGCUUCUCCACCAACUCUGGACUGCGCACCGGUAGUCGAAGGGUACAACGGCAGAUUUCGACCACGGAACAAGAACGGGGCCAAGUUUUCGACGACACUAGGGCUAGUGUGAACCGGGUGCCUCCUUAAAAAAUUAAAAAAUAAGCAAGUAAAUUCAACGCAUAUUUAUUUUUAUUUUUUCUAGCAGAACUCUUCCAAGAACUGAAAGCUAUUUCUACACACUUCUUUUUUUCUUAUUCCAUGAACUAGGCAAUCUGAGCAUUUGUAUGUUUUGCUGUUUACUACAUUGUUCAUCGCAACAUUAGUAAAAUACUUUUCCAUUUCUGUUUUCCUCAGUUAGUCGGUUAUUGCAGUUAUUGCAUUACAAAAUGAAUCAUAUUUUAUUUCCUUUUUUCCAUUUUUCACACAGAUACUAAGCCAAUUGUGUAAAAACUUAGUUUUUAUUUUUAUUUUUACCUAUAUCGUGGCCUGUGCAACUUAACCACAUAGAUAUGGCCUUACUACUGAGGUAGGUUCGGAUGAAAGUAUAGUUUAGAGUCGGCAGUGUAUAGGACCAAAAUUCAGGAACUUCAGAAAAUGUGGUCGCGGCUCCAUAAAGCAUGUAACCUCAUAUGUAUGUAACGACCAACAAUUCCAUCUAAUGCCAUUGAUAAUUGUUAUAAAUAUUCGAUGUACAAUUGCUUUGAAAAUAAUACUGUACAAAUGUACAGAAAUAAACAUAAAUGUAUAGAACAUCCAAUCACCAAAGAUUCCCUAGUUAUACUAAACACAUAUACAUUCUGUGUAUAUUUAUCAUAUGCGGACAAAUUGUUGCCGAGGAUAUAGAUUGAUCUAAAUUUACUUGAAUUUUUUAAGUAUUAACGACAAAGAUCAAAAGUGAUGCGACUAAGCGACCUAUAUUGUUAGGGUGGUCCGGAGACCUCUCGAGGUUGUAGUACCAUAGCCGCAUUACUUGUGUAAAAUUAAUGUGUACUAUGUCAAAAGUCAAUAACGAAGGAUAUAAGAUUAAAAGCAAAAUUUCCAAAAUAAGAUGAUCAACAGCUUUUUACGCCUUUAAAUGCAUUUCUUCACACAACUACACGAACACCUGAUUUUUUUCAAUAAAAUUAAAACUAGAAGAGUUUGCUAAAACUGCUGUUCAAGUAUGUUGUGAAUAAUUAAAAAACACAUAUUUUGAAAAUUUAUUCAUCACACUGCUCAAGUCGGCUGGGAAUACUACUUGACAAACAGCUACAGAAGCGAUUGUGUUAUCGUCUUUAAACGAAUCAAAUAAGCUGAUGUUUGAUGCUAAUGAUACAAAUACUGCUUUUAUUACGAUUUUGGCUAUUAUUUAUUUAUAUAAUAAUUAUUAACCCAGAAAAAUUACCACAUUAUAAACAUUACUAUACACUGCAUGUACGCAGUCCUUCUGAAAGUCAUGCAAGAGCUUACACGAUCAACCAUUUUCUUUCAUUCCUGCUGCUUUGGAGCAAUUCUUUAGCUGUUUGUCAAGUAAUGUUCCUUGCCCCCCUUGGGCAGUGGGGUGAAUUUUGUUAAAUUUUUCCAAUAUUCUGUUACACUUAACCUUUCUAAAAAACCGGAAUGGAUUAUUUUUACACUAGGUUUUCGAUUUUCUAUACCCAUGUAAAGCUAUUUAAGUCCAAUAUUUGCCAUCUUUUCACUUUGAUUAUUCAUUUCUAUUACUGCUUGUGGGUGUCGCAUAUCCAAAACAAAUAUAUUAUUGAAAAAGUUAUCAAAAUUGCUGUAAUGCAUAACAAAUUGGAAUGAAUACAUGCGAUAAAAAAAUACUAAAAAUCAAAAUAUGAAAAAUUCGUGUCUUUCCCGUAAAAACUACAUGUCAGGGAACUAAAACCGAAUACUUCACUACUUCAAAAAUAUAUUUAUGUUCAAAAAAGUUGUCUUAAGCUACUUGUAAUUUUGAACGAUUUUUAAAAUCAUUAUAGUAGCGGAGAAAAAUAUUUUUCGUAGGUGUUCGUAAAGUAAUGUUAUAUAGAGCAAUUUUGCAGGUACCAAAAUCAAUUGUUAAAUUGUACGUAAACUUAUACUUUUUUCUUCAAAAUGUGUGUUUUUUUUUAUUUUAUACAACUUACUUGAACAUCAGUUUUAGCCAACUGUUCUAGUUUCUAUUUUAUUCUAAAAAACAAGUGUUCGUAUAGUUGUGUUAAGGACUGUAUAGGGCCAGAACUUUCACCCAAGGGAUUGCACCACAGUCCUUUGUGGUUUGUCCACAUCUUUUUUGAACAAUGUUCUCGAGUGCUGUCUUAAGCACUUAGAAGUGAAGAGCAAAAAAAUGAAAUUGGAUUAUUUUAUGCAACAGACAGCGCAUGCCCUUUUGUCUUCGAGACAACUAAACGUUAGCGAGAAGCUAAUUCCGCCCCACCAUGUUUCAAAAUAUUUCAAAAUUGAUCGCCAUGUUGGAUUCAAUCUCCUGCAUUUUAUGUUACAUGGUCAACCACAGCACAGUAUAGACAAUAAGACAUGGCUUAACAGCCUUUCAGAUAUAGAUGCAAACGUUGUAUUAGUAGUCAGUAACAUGAAAUUACGGAAUGUUCCAAUAGCUAUUUAAAUAAAUAGCUUUCAAGUACUGCAUGACAUGUCUUUAAACAAUAAAGUAGGUUGCAGGAAAUGUGGGGCGGUUCGGUAGCCGAGGUAAUAACGGUGCCGAUCUUCACACGGCAGGACCGAGGUUAAAAUCUCACCAGGACCGCCUCCCCGUGCGUAGGGCUGACUACUUUACUGAGGGUAAAAUGAAAUCACAGAAAGUCAGAAAUAGCAGGCCGAGACUUCUAGAGGUUGUAGUGCCAAAGAAGAAGAAGAAGCAGGAAAUGUUUCAAAAUAUUUCUUGUAACAGAACAAAAAUGAUUUGGUGUUACAUUUAUAGUACAUACUGUCCAACACCAUGUAGCUAAAUAUAAUAUAAUGAGAGCCAUUAUGAGGGGCGGUCCGGUGGCCGAGGCGAUAGCGGCGCCGGUCUUCAUACGGCAGGGCCGGGGUUCAAAUCCCAUCAAGACCGCCUCCCCGUGCGUAAGGCUGACUACUUUACUACGGGUAAAAUUAAGUCACAGAAAGCCAGAAAUGGCAGGCCGAGACCUCUCGAGGAGGUUGUAGUGCCAAGGAAGAAGAAGAAGAAGAGAGCCAUUAUAUCGACACAUUAAAGCUCAAAUCACUCUCAGCUACCCAUAAAUUUACACUGACAAACAAACUACCACAUCUUCUUGGCACACUCACAUAGCCAGGUCACCAAUUUGUCUCUAGGAAACUCAUUUUAAGGCUGCAUUAUUUUACGAUUGCAACUGACACCGGACAAGUGUAGCUUAACUUGAUCCUGUCAAGACUAGCUUGCUGUGUUCCUUUUCGCUUCGCGUCGUACCGGUCGCUGACAAGAACCUUCCUGGUGGGACAUGAAUCCGACAUCCGCAGCACGUGCUCCAACCAUCCAUAUACUUCCGGCUUCGGCCACCGUUUGGAUAACUUUUUUUACUAACAGCUCAACUAGCUCGUAGUUUAUUCUGCUUCGUCACACCCCUUACCCACACACAGCAACAAAAGUAGUCCAAACCUACCACUGUUUAAAACUGUCCCCUAGCAGUAUAGUUCAAGUCUCGUGACCUUAGAAGGCUGCCGGAUUUAUCAGUGUGUGACAUAUUUUGCAUUGCGUGUGUUGCUGAAGUCUUUUAGAUUAAUGGAGGAUGUUGAGCCGUUGAUCGGCACGGUAACCCAGAGAAAUCUGUUAUGGUCAUCAAAAACCGUUCCAACUGUUCCAGUCGACACAAGGAAUCCAUACUAAUGUAUGAUCCUCCAUUUUUCGAUCUGAUUUAUAGCAUAGUAGACCACCUUCAAACCGGUUAACAGUUUGUGCGUAGGGAUCUUCUGCUCUAGGGAUUUCGGACCUUUUUUCCCGACACAACCGGUCAAAAGGGAAGGAAGUAAAAAGAAUAUAUAAUCCAGAUCUUGUAAGCUGCACUCAGAAAUAAGAAGACUAAGGAAUUAGACAGACCAGAUUGUCGCUUAUUUGAAUGAUUCAAAAAUCGGACAAUCAGUUAAUUAUUGUUAGUUCCAGAGGCCGGACGCCGGUAUUCACACGGAAUGACCGGGGUUCAAAUCCCAUCCAGACCGUCUCCCAAUACUCAGAUCUGACUACUUUGCUAUGUAUAAAAUCAAGUCACAGAAAGCCAGAAAUGGCAGGCCUUUGACGAUUUUUGUGCCAAGCAAGAAGAAGAUCCAAAAUUUAUAUAUAAAAUCUAUAUGUGCUGGUGUAGAAAUUCUACCACACGUUUACCUCUCGCUCUCCAACAACACAUUAUGGCAAAUAGCGAUUUUGAGAGUGAUACCGCUACGUGCUGUAUUUAACAUCCAGCAGAUCUUGUGAAUAACUUCCGACCGAGAUAGCUUAAGCAUUGGAUGCAAAUCCGGCAAUUUCAAGAUAUGUUACCUGCCCUGAAAGAGCCGUGUUUGAUGCCUUUUAAAUCGAGAGCAGAUUUCCAUGUUCUGUUGGUUUUUGUACUGAAACUUUGGGACACGUGCUGCGUCCUUCUCAGAUCAUUUUCAUUAGCACUCGUCAUUAAACUAUUUCUUCCUGCGUUUAACUCAGGGCUAAAAACAUUAUCUAGGGAAAUUUUCAAUUUUUUUGUGUGUUUAAGGUACAAUUAACCUAGCUGAAUUUAAUUGAUGUGUGCAAAAUCGAUUGCCGUUUGUGUACAGUAGAGUUAUUGUCUAUGUGUGUGUGUUAUGUGAGAUAGGUUAUCGUUUUGGAUUUGGUCAACAUAAUAGUCAACAUUUUAGCAUUAAUAUGUACAUAACCAGUUUAUCAACAUUCAUUGAAAUAUCUAUUUUGUCAAUUGUGCAUAAGGUAUGACAAUGUCAUUUUUGUCUAAAAUAAGUUUAAUAGUCUUAUGUCUUCCACGUAACCUUUACUCUGAUUAGUUGAUUAACUAUGGUUUAGUUAAACCCCAAAUCUAAUACAGUUCUGUACUGUUUUAAUAUAUGCACCUACGACAGACUAAAACGCAUAGCACUUUAACUAGCAUCAUGCGAGCUUAAUGUUGUGCUGGUUUUUGUAUAAGGUGCGAAAUAUUUUAGAUAUUUUAUUUAAUAGCAAUGAUUGGAUAUAUAAUUUCCAAAAAAAUAAUCAAAAACGUCAUUUUCUUUUUCCCAUACAAAUUUCCACGUUUAGGACUUACAAUCUUGUUGAAGCAGAAAAUCUUUACAAUAAUCCUGUAAACAUUCUGACCGGACCUUAUAUUUCAAUCGAUAACGCACAUGACUGAACAACAAUGCUCGCAAGGCAUGCUACGGGUUCCCAGCUCGUCUAGACUGAGCUGCCCUUAUAUGCCGUAGAUCUACUAUCUAUGUGUUAGUAAAUUAAGUGACAGAUAGACCACCUGUUGUUAAGGCAAACCAAAACCAACAAAGACCGAAAGCGUAGAAGAAAUGAAAGAGGAACAGGAUUUUCCCAGAGCUCGUAUAGAACGAACCGUUGUGCAUGGUAUUGUUCUCCUUCGUUCACCACCACGUUUUCAAUGAGUUUCAAAUAGAACGUCACAACCGAUAUAUGAGCCACACUGUCACUAUGUAGCAUACCAGCUUAACGUUAGCAACGUGAAUGAAUGAAUGUACCGGUAACAAACUGGAACAAUAGUCUUUAAUUCUCUCCCCCCCCCCCCCCCCUCUUUUUGCAUGGUAAACAUGAUUUGUUCGACAAGAAUGUAAGCGAGAAGACAAAUUAGAACUUCUGCAUUGUUCACGUGCGAGUAUUUUCUGUCUCCAACGGUUGACAUGUAACAACUACCAAUUUAACUUUUACCAUAUUAGUCGGAUACGCUCAGUGAGAAACUAUAAUAAUACUUGAUUUGCUUAGUCAAUGCUACAGCAAUUGAAUCGUUUGUGUAAAGAAAAAGCUGUAAGAGCCAGGAGCUACUAUAAAGUGUGUGGGUUUGUGUUUAAUAGUAUACCUUGUUCUUAACCGUAUUGUCUAUUACACUUUUAAUAUUUGGUUAUACGUUUCUAAGUAAUUAAAUUAGCCAAUAAACCUACCCAUUGAAUGUUUACAAAAUAAAAACAACAUGAGUAAAAAAAAAAUACUGGUAGUUGCAGGUCAUACGUCAAUCGAAUGUACAUGAGCAAAUAGCGAGCUCAGCAUUCAAACAAUAAUAAACAAUAAUAGGUACAUCAUUAAGUUUGUAGCUAAUAGCGAGGAUAAUCAGAUGAUAUAGAUAAUCAUAAAAUGCAAUUUCCGUUAAUCAAUUGAGAGUAAACUGAAAAAAAUAAUCGACAAUGCAAAAAAAUAAACAUACCAUUGGGCAUACUACGGUAAGAGAAAACUUUAACGAUCAAUUUGAUACUGUAAAUAAAUUGUUGACAUAAACAUUAACAAGCAUUCGAUUCUGAACAAAAUUUCUCAUUAACAGUGUUGUUAUAUAAGGGCGAGAGGAAAUGUUUUCAUUUUACAAAAUGGGAGCGUAUAUCUGCUUUAAAUAGAUUUAUAUUUAUAUGGUUGGUCUAAACGCUGCAAAGGCAUGUAUGGAUAAUACGUUUUAUAUACAUAAUUAUGUAUAUGUGAUAACCGUACAGUUUAAUCAUAAUGUUAGCUAGAUGUAAGUAGCCUUAUACAAAUAAUAAAGUAAUGAAACGAUG
Messenger RNA from Anopheles stephensi (Asian malaria mosquito), 11457 nucleotides. RefSeq names its product dopamine receptor 2 (gene Dop1R2). Bases 3022 to 4953 code for a protein of 643 amino acids. Gene Ontology annotation, cellular component: membrane. The record is from RefSeq and is a predicted model, not a curated record. Gene Ontology annotation, biological process: adenylate cyclase-activating adrenergic receptor signaling pathway. The transcript has 6 exons. Gene Ontology annotation, molecular function: G protein-coupled receptor activity. NCBI's taxonomy places the organism in Eukaryota, Metazoa, Arthropoda, Insecta, Diptera, Culicidae.